This is a messenger RNA of Syngnathoides biaculeatus (alligator pipefish), 3329 nucleotides long. RefSeq names its product lactoylglutathione lyase-like. The record is from RefSeq and is a predicted model, not a curated record. The transcript has 7 exons. The coding region runs from base 2467 to 3288 and encodes 273 amino acids. Gene Ontology annotation, molecular function: lactoylglutathione lyase activity; metal ion binding. Lineage: Eukaryota; Metazoa; Chordata; Actinopteri; Syngnathiformes; Syngnathidae.
CGUCAAUUUGAUAAUUGAUCAGUAAGUCAUCAGAUUACCGUAAUUCCCGCCCUGCAGAGCGCACCGGGUUAUAAACCACGGUACACAGAAAGAGUUGAACGCUAGCGCAGCGCUAGCGUUAGUGCAGGAGGCUAGCGUUAAACUCUUCGUGUGUACCGAAGCUUACAACCAGGUGUGCUAACGCUAGCCGCCGCAUAAACCGCAGGGUUGAAAACGUGUGAAAAAAGUUGCAGCUUGUAGAACGCAAGUCACUUGACCCUCGUCCUCAUUUUCACGUCAAUCCCUACAAGAAAAACUGGGCGAAGUUUGAGGCCGCCUUUCAUUCUUCGUGGCCGGGAGGGAAAAGAGGAUCGACCAUCAUACUAGCUGGCGCUUGGCCUCGCCCACACUGACGGCAUUGUCGAACCCCCCCACCACCACCACAACGCACUCGCGCAGUCAUGAGACUGAAACAUGCGACUCCAAUUGUGGGUCGUCUCGGCGUGUUUGUCAUCUUCUUCGCACGCCAACUGACGACAUGGUGUGCGGUUCCUGCUUUUCUCUUUCAUCUUCCACCAGACGCUGGUUUUCUUCAGGGUCGGGAGGGUCAGAGUUCAACCCUCUGCACCCCCGGCAGGGACAAACGCCGUCUUCACUCUCUCAGCGGGGCGUUAUUUUAAUUUUUUUUUUUUUUGGGGGGGGGGGGUUUCUAUGGCAACAACGGGACAGAGCAUGAUGCUUUCGGCACUCCUUUAGCGACUCGCCGCCAACUGUGCUGAAAACAUCAGGGGGGGGGGGACGGCAAGUGACGGAGCCGAGGAAGUGCAGGAAGGAAGUGGGAGAUAAAAAGGAAGGAGGCAAGGGAGCAAGGAAAGGAUGGAAGGAAGCAGAGGGGGAGGGGUCAAGUGAGCAGACGAAGGUUGAUAAUACAGUGGGGCGGCCUGUAAUUAAAGAUUAUUUUAUUCACCCAUUCAUCUCUUGAGUAUUUUUCCUCAGUUAAUCACUUAAAAAAAAAACUUUUUGAGUUAACCCUUAACUCCAUGCAAAAACAGAAAACGCACAAAGAAUCUCGUGAUAAUUCAGUUCAUAAUUUGGACAUCCUUCAAAAUGUUGACACUCCCCCCCCCCCUCCCCCCAAAAGUAAAAGCAGUCAUUUCGAAAUGUCUUGUUUUGAAAAGCCCAAAUGUCAAAAAGGGAAAGGGGGACAAUUUGUAGUCCAAACAACCGCCCUAGACGAUUAAUUACGUUUCAAAAACAGUAGAUUAACUUGAUCAUCAAAGUUGUGAAUUAAUCAAUUAAUUGUUGCAGCCCUCGAGCGAAGGAAGUGGACAAGAAUUAAGGCUUGAAACAGGAAAGGGAGUGAGGGAACUCGUUAAUAGGCGCUUCCGGUCACACACUUCCGCCUUACCUGCGUCUACAGAGCGGGGUAUGACGUCACUUUCCCCCGUGACGCUUCUGUCCUCAAGCACAUUUUUAACUUUUUUCCACGUUGUUUUAAAGAGUUCGCUCUCUUCUACCUUGUUGCCGUCGAGUUCGGGAACUUUUCGACAACUUCAGCAUCUUCGUAGCUAUUGGCAACCGGCAGCAUCCUUGCGCACUGAGCCUGUGCGAGCAGCAGAGGGCAGCAGAGAAGGGGGGGACCCAGAGACAGAUUGACACGAGAGUGUACUGUAGCAGGACUGUAAAGUGUAUUUGAAAGAGAUAUAGAUAUGAUUCAAUGGCAUUUGACACGUGAAAUUCCCAGGAAAUGUUUUUAAAAGUGUAUAUAGAUAGAUAGAUAGAUAGAUAGAUAGAUAGAUAGAUAGAUAGAUAGAUAGAUAGAUAGAUAGAUAGAUAGAUAGAUAGAUAGAUAGAUAGAUAGAUAGAUAGAUAGAUAGAUAGAUAGAUAGAUAGAUUUUGUGGAAAAAACUCGCGGCACGGUGUAUCAGCUGGUAAAGCGUUGGCCUCACAGUUCUGAGGACCUGGGUUCAAUCCCGGACCCGCCUGCGUGGAGUUUGCGUGGGUUUCCUCUGAGUGAGCCCUCCGGUUUCCUGCCACAUCCCAAAAAACACGCAACAUUAAUUGGACACUCUAAAUUGCCCCUAGGUGUGACUGCGGCUGUUUGUCUCCAUGUGCCCCGCGAUUGGCCGGCGACCAGUUCAGGGUGUACCCCAGAUCCUGCCCGUCGAGAGCUGGGAUAGGCUCCGGCACUCCCCGUGACCCUUGUGAGGAUGAGGAUUAUUAGCAGCACAUUCCAGUUUCAUCACAGCUUUAGGGUUGUCACACCCUAACCUUUGUCCUAACUCUAAAAAACAAAUUUUUGGAGCGCCACCAUUGGCGAUUGGGGCUGGUCACUAAGCGACCAUUAUCGGGGGGCACUGUAAACAUGGCGGGAGGGUUGCCCCAAAUCAAAUUAUUUUCGAGGCCGUCUAAGACUUUCGGCCAGCGACAUUUGUGGACACACGUUGGCGCACGCAGCCGCAUUCCUGCGACGACAACGCCCACGCGAUGCCUUCAGGUGCACUCGUCGACAUCAACCCCGUACACACCGCGCACGCCGGUUUUUGCCCGUCGUCUCCGGGAAGACAUUCCGGCUUCUGCAGAAGCGGCGGCAAACUGGUCAAGGUCAACUUUGAAAAGAUCUCGCAUAAACUUUCAUAUUCCCAGAAUCUGGAAUCCGGGAGCGGGCACUUCCCCAAGCCGCGCCUGAACACAGCGCCAGUCGGGGGGCGUUUCUCGCCACGGUCGUCGGCAGCGACGCCCGAGACUCGUCUUUCCUCCGCCGUCAUGGACAGAGGUUUAUCGGAAGAAGCGGUGGCCGACGCCUGCAAGGACGGCGACCCCGCCACCAAGGACUACAUGAUGCAGCAGACCAUGCUGAGGGUCAAAGAUCCCGCUCGCUCCCUGGACUUCUACACGCGAAUCCUCGGAAUGACGCUGCUCCAGAAAAUCGACUUCCCGUCGGUCCGCUUCAGCCUUUACUUCCUGGGCUUCGAGAACAAGGCCGACAUUCCGGCCGACAUCCGGGAGAGGACGGCCUGGACCUUUUCGCGUCGGGCCACCUUGGAGCUCACUCAUAACUGGGGGUCCGAGUCGGACGCAAGUUUAUCUUACCACAACGGAAACAGCGACCCCAUUGGCUUUGGUCACAUUGGCAUUGCUGUCCCCGACGUGGGCAUCGCUUGCCAUUUGUUUCAAUCUCUGGGCGUCACCUUCAUCAAGAAACCACACUCCGGCAAGAGGAAGGGCCUGGCCUUCAUUCGGGAUCCCGACGGCUACUGGAUCGAGAUAUUCACGCCCAACAAGAUGGCGGCCUUGAUGGCGCCUUGAGCGGGCGACGGACUGACUUUGGAAUUCCGGCAAAGCGAUUU